Messenger RNA from Musa acuminata subsp. malaccensis (wild Malaysian banana), 529 nucleotides. Its product is annotated as large ribosomal subunit protein eL33w. NCBI's taxonomy places the organism in Eukaryota, Viridiplantae, Streptophyta, Magnoliopsida, Zingiberales, Musaceae. Gene Ontology annotation, biological process: ribosomal large subunit biogenesis; cytoplasmic translation. The record is from RefSeq and is a predicted model, not a curated record. Gene Ontology annotation, cellular component: ribosome; cytosolic large ribosomal subunit. Gene Ontology annotation, molecular function: structural constituent of ribosome.
GACGCCGACUAGGGUUUCUCCGUCUCGUCUGCGAAAAUGGUGAAGGGCCGACAAGGCGAGCGCGUCAGGUUGUAUGUCCGGGGCACGAUACUCGGAUACAAGAGGUCGAAGUCGAACCAGUACGAGAACACCUCGCUGGUCCAGAUCGAGGGGGUGAACACGAAGGAGGAGGUCGCGUGGUACUGUGGCAAGAGAAUGGCGUACAUCUACAAGGCCAAGACGAAGAACAAGGGGACCCAGUACCGGUGCAUCUGGGGUAAGGUUGCUCGCCCUCACGGCAACAGCGGCGUCGUCCGCGCGAAGUUCAAGUCCAAUCUCCCGCCAAAAUCCAUGGGUGGACGGGUUAGGGUUUUCAUGUAUCCGAGCAACAUAUGAAGUGGAUUACCAUUUGGGAAUACACUUCAUGGCAUUUUGGUUUUUUGUUGGGUUUGAUCUUUCCUCUUUUUUCAUUUUCAGUGUCAUCCUUUAGCUUCACUUAUGAUACUACUGGUGAUCAUUUUUGUGAAAUUUUUUGUUGUCUGUUUCUUCA